Messenger RNA from Nannizzia gypsea CBS 118893, 1749 nucleotides. Its product is annotated as endoplasmic oxidoreductin-1. The transcript has 3 exons. The record is from RefSeq and is a predicted model, not a curated record. Gene Ontology annotation, cellular component: endoplasmic reticulum; endoplasmic reticulum membrane. NCBI's taxonomy places the organism in Eukaryota, Fungi, Ascomycota, Eurotiomycetes, Onygenales, Arthrodermataceae. Gene Ontology annotation, molecular function: FAD binding; thiol oxidase activity; protein-disulfide reductase activity. Bases 1 to 1749 code for a protein of 582 amino acids. Gene Ontology annotation, biological process: protein folding in endoplasmic reticulum.
AUGGGUGGCGCUUCGAAGCUCUUCUACCUUGCAGUGUUUAGUCUCCUUGCUCCGGCUCACGGGGAAGACAGCAGCAACAGAUCUAGAUCGUGCGCGAUUGACUCUAAAUCGACUGUCUCCGAUGCGUGUGCGUCCUUCGCCACAUUCGACGGGCUAAACAAGCAGAUAACACCUGUCCUCAAGUCCCUCACACAGCAUUCGGACUUCUUCUCCUAUUACCGUCUAAACCUCUUCAACAAACAAUGUCCUUUCUGGUCGGACGAUGCUGGAAUGUGCGGGAACAUCGCCUGUUCCGUCAGCACUCUGGAGUCUGAGGAGGAUAUACCGUUGAUAUGGCGAGCAGAGGAGCUAAGUAAGCUGGAAGGCCCCAAGGCUGGACACCCAGGCAAGAAGCUUCAGGAGGAGCGGCCCAAGGAGAAACCGCUGCAAGGAAUGCUGGGUGAGGACGUCAAGGAGUCCUGUGUUGUUGAAUAUGAUGAUGAAUGUGAUGAACGCGACUACUGUGUCCCUGAAGAUGAGGGAGCCACGGGCAAAGGUGACUACGUGAGCUUGCUGGACAACCCAGAGCGGUUUACGGGAUACUCAGGACCGGGAGCGAGGCAUGUUUGGAACGCAAUUUACAGAGAGAAUUGCUUUCUGAAACCACCGCAAAAGUCACGGUUGACCCCGGAUAAUGUUUUUGGAGCGCCGUUGGGUUCACAGAACCAGGCUGUGGAGGAUUUCCGACAUGUACUUGAAAGCCAUGAGGUCAACCAGCUAGUCUCAGGAGCUGUACGCGACGAGGUAUACCCUCUAGACGACGAAUGCCUUGAGAAACGAGUCUUCCACCGACUAAUCAGUGGAAUGCAUGCGUCUAUCUCGACUCAUCUCUGCUGGGACUACUUCAACCAGACUACGGGCAAGUGGGCUCCGAAUAUGCAAUGCUUCAAGGAGAGGCUACAUUCUCACCCGGAACGCAUUGCCAACCUAUACUUCAACUUCGGUGUCCUCACCCGAGCCGUUGCUAAGCUGCAGAAGCAUCUGCAGAGCUAUAGCUUCUGCAUCAGUGAUCCAGAUCAGGACUACGAAACCAAGCAGAAAAUGAACAGCCUCACGCACAUUGUGGCAAGCCACCCUCAAAUCUUCGACGAGACCACCAUGUUCCAGGAUUCUGUUGCCAACGGUCUUAAAGAGGAUUUCCGUAACAGGUUCAGAAACGUCAGCCGCGUGAUGGACUGCAUUGGAUGUGACAAGUGUCGACUAUGGGGGAAACUCCAGACAGCUGGAUACGGCGCUGCCCUGAAGGUGCUGUUCGAAUACGACGAGACGAAGAACGGGGAGAACCCUCUUUUACGAAGGACGGAGCUUGUUGCACUGGUGAACACCCUCGGGCGCGUAUCGCAUAGUCUGGCAUCUAUUCAGAAGUUCGAGGAGGCAAUUGGACAUGAGAUUGCAGCCCAGGAGGCUGAAAAGGCCGCAAGCGAGAAACAGGAAGAGCAGCCUGUUGUCGACGAUAUUGAAGAUGAGCCCGAUAUGUAUACCCAGUCAGAAGACGAGUAUAAGUCACCAGGUAUUAUGGCGAUGAUCAAAGAGGAAGCCACUUUAAUAUGGCGCGCCUAUAUCUUCAUUGUAAAGAGCUGGAUCAACUUCCCUUUCCUAGCUUGGGAGAUCAUGGUACUAGAACUCAACCGUCUAUGGAGCUUUUGGCUUGGGCUACCUGUCCCACCUAGGGCAUGGGAGUUUCACUUCCCUAACGUAGACGAGCUAUAG